GUGUGCAUUACAGAGCAACAGCGCAUUAGAAUGGCGAUUAACUGACCUGUACUAUAAGCUGUUUAAUGUGCAUUAUCCCGUUCAAUUUCGAGCAUCCAGUAAUAUAAUCACACAUGUCUUGUGGAGUGCUUUCAGAGUGCAUUUGUUUGUCAUUUUAACUGUUUGGAAACGGAGCGUAAAUGUGGAAGUCAUUCGGAGAUUUCUUAUACUGUUGCGCCCUCUAUAGGACCAGCGACUAGUCGACGUCAAGCUUAAAGCGUCAUGGCAGAGCAUUAAAGUCGACUAGUUGAUUAGUUGGUGCAACUCCUAGUGUGACCGCGGCUUAUUAGGCUGCUGUUGUAAUAGCUAUAAAGAUUAAGUUACGUUAUCGCUACCCUUUGCAAAAUGCUCCUCAGUCCCGACCUUAACAUUUGUUUCAGUAAGGUAUUACUCUGACAUGAAGUCGAUUUGAGAACUGUUCGACCUACAAGUAAAGUAUACACAUACAAUAAUGUACAGUAGCCUAAUAUUAAUAUCACUCAGCUCAUGUGGAGGCAGCGCUAAGCCAUAGCUAAGUGUCAGCGUGUAACAGCCUGUUUCAAGACAGAGAAACACCUUGCAUUUAGCCCGUCAGCUGCUUCAAAAAUCUGAGUGCUGAAAUGAAGAUUUACAGUGGUUUAUUUGCCCUGACUAAGUUCAUGUAACAUUUUAACAACAAUCCUUGUUGAUUGUAGACCGUAGUUGUGGCUCAAAGGUCUUUGAAUCAUAUAAAGGUGUUUAUCCUUGAAUGGUGCACUGCAAAAAAUGAUUUCCUACUUAGAGUUUUUGUCUCGUUUCUAGUCCAAAUAUCUAAAAAUUCUUAAAUCAAGAAGCAUUUAAGUAAAAAUUAUUGUCUUGUUUUCAGAAAAAAAUAAGUCAAAAUUAAGUGAGUUUUUCCUUAAAACAAGCAAAAUAAUCUGCCAAUGGGGUAAACAAAACAAUCCUAUUUCAAACCAAAAACAAGAUUAUUUUUACUUUUGACUUAGGCUAUUUUUUUCUGGGGUAGUUUGGGGUUAGUUUGGUUUGUCACCUUUUUCACCGCUGACGAGUUUGACUUUGCAGCCCUGAAUAUUAAAAAUACAGUGUUGGUAGCAUAAUCUGGUACCAAGACUGAAACCCACGACCUUCAGGUUACAAGUCAGACUCUCUAACCAUCAGGCCACGACUGCCCCUGACUUGUCAUGUUUUUUUGUGGCAAAAACAUGGAAAUAAUUUGGUAUUUUUAUGAUGUUGUUUAUACUGUAUUGAUUUGCUUGGUCAUUGUCAUUGUGGGUUUUGGUUCUUUUGUUGUUGUAAAUACCUUGGAAUAAAUGAAAUAAUUUGGCGAAGUGAUGUGGACAUGUAACGCGGUCGAGACCAGCCUGUACCAUGCGUUUCCCUGAAAGUAAUUGCACACCUUAGAACAAAACGAAAAUCCUGACAUUUUUAGGCAAUGUAGGAAUCCCAUCAAGGAAAAAGAGGACGUAUGGUCACCCUGGCACAAUAUACAUAAUAUAGGCUAAAAGUAACAUCAGGUCAAAGGCAGUAUGUGAAAAGUGUAUCUUUCUGGUCUCAGAAAGUCAAUCCAAUCCAAAGAUUGUUUCUCAAACUAUAGAAUUAAUAAACCUAGCAAAUAAAAUUUUGGAAAAAAUAAAAUACAUCCAAACUUCCGCAUAUCUCAGACUGAAGUGAUUUGGUACUCUGAGCUUUAAAGCACUACAAGAGAAGCAAACAAUAAUAAAAUAUAAUGAGGUCUUAAACGUGAUACAUGUGAUGGCAAUAGCUAUUCUACUCAGAAACGUGACAAGAUAAAGGCCAUAAAACUGUCUUUUAUAAGAAGCACUGACUGGAUCUCACAGCACUGAGAGAAACACAGGUGAAGAGUCAGCACAGACCAACAAGAUCAACACUGAAAGUAAUUCUUUGGAGAUUUUUGACAAGAUGAGAAAAUUCCUCUUGCUGGUUCUCACCAUAACAGCUUCUGUAGCUUUUGCCAGUCCACCAGUUCAGGAUGAGAAGCUUCCUGAUCCAGUGGUGAAGGUGCCAGAGGUUGAAAAAGAACCGACAGUAGAGCAAACAAAAGCAGAAGCAGGUCCUCUGGUGCAGGAUGAAGCUGUUGCAGAUUCACGUCUGGUGGAGCCUGACUCAGUGCUGCUGGAGCCAGAAACAACAGAGGAACAAAGAGUACCAGAAGAGACACAAGUGAUGUUGGAGAAACCUGUGCUAGAGGCAGAUUACCUGACUGAAGAGACGCCAGAGACAGAACUAGAGCCUGAGCCAGAAAUAACUGUCAUUCAGACGGACAGAAACAUCGUACCUGUGGAGGAAGCUGUAGAAGAGUUAGAGUCUGAAACUAAUAUAGAAGUGGAAGAUGAAGAAGAAGAAAAUGUAGUAAAGGAGGAGCCUACACUUGAGGCUGACUAUAUAACAGCUGAAGAUCCAGAAAUACAAAUGGAACCUGGGAGGGAAAGACGAAGGACACAGAUUGAGCGGUGGACUUGUGGAGGAGUUGUCCUACAGGGCAAAUGUUACCAGUUCUUCACAAUACACCUCAAUGCCUAUCAAGCUGAGUUCCACUGUCAGUCCAUCUGCCAUAAUGGCCACCUGGCCUCUGUGACAAACAACUACAUUCUUGGCGAAAUAGGGAAGCUAAUGGAUCGGAAUGGCGGCCGAACUCGCGCAUGGCUUGGAGGAUGGAGAAUCUUUAAUACACGUAAUUUCAUAUGGUUGGAUGGAACGCCGUGGAGCUAUAACGGCUGGGCUGCUGGAGAACCCAAUAAUGCUGGUGGGCAGGAGAACUGUGUAGAGACAUGGUAUAAUCUGGCGUUCAAUGAUGUACGAUGCACAAUACUCAAACCGUUCAUCUGUUCCUGUCCACUUUAGACAGCCAGGAGGUUAACCCAACCUGAUAUAUAUAGUAACUUUGAUGAAAUAAGUGUAAAUAAUUAUUGCAGUUUUUAAAGAUUAAUAAAGUUAUCAACUGAUGUUUUAUUUUAUUAAACACCUUUAUUUUACUGAUGUUUCAUUUAGUUUGGAUAAUAUAGCAUUAAAUUGUUGUAAGUAAUUUAAUUGUUUACUAGCUAAAACCAUCCU
Molecule: messenger RNA, 3090 nt
Organism: Onychostoma macrolepis
Lineage: Eukaryota; Metazoa; Chordata; Actinopteri; Cypriniformes; Cyprinidae
Product: eosinophil granule major basic protein 2-like
Exons: 7
Coding region: 1939-2880 (313 amino acids)
Molecular function (GO): signaling receptor activity
Source: RefSeq, a predicted model, not a curated record